Molecule: messenger RNA, 237 nt
Organism: Suillus paluster
Lineage: Eukaryota; Fungi; Basidiomycota; Agaricomycetes; Boletales; Suillaceae
Exons: 3
Coding region: 1-237 (78 amino acids)
Source: RefSeq, a predicted model, not a curated record
AUGGACUUUUCUGAAGCGCACUUCAAACCUAGAUGGGAUCACUAUGUGAGCCUCCUGGAGAACUUUGAAAAGGAAUGUCCUAGCUACCUAGAGAUGAUUUGGGAUGAAUUGAAGGAAGGGGUUUGGAAUGGUAACAUUCCUGGUGUGGCUGAAGACGCUCCUACCAUCACUUUCAAUUUCUCUGCUCUGGAGACUGCUGGACAUGCAGCAAAGGCUAGGAAAUCUGGCACUGAGUAG